AUGGCGGUCAAGGAGGACAGUCCGCUUUCGCCAAUGCCUCACCCCCUCAAAAUAUUUGAGAAUUGUCGGAAGCAAAACAAGUUUCUGUACGCGUGCGCGCCCAUGGUGCGAUACAGCAAGCUGGCAUUUCGGCAAACUGUUCAUCACUACGGCGCAGAUCUAUGCUGGACACCCAUGAUUCUGGCCAAAGAAUUCAACCGGAAUGAGUUUGCCCGUGAUAGCGAUCUCACUGUAUCAACCAGGCAUCCUCAGCCACCUACUAUAGUUCAGUUCGGAGCCAACGUUCCCCUCGAGCUAGCGCGCGCCUCUUCCCUGGCAGCACCGUUUGUCGCAGGCGUUGAUCUCAAUUGCGGGUGUCCGCAGUCUUGGGCGUGCGCGGAGACGCUCGGCGCUGCACUCAUGGACAAGAGAGAGCUGGUGCGCGACAUGAUUACCGAGACGAGAGAGCGCCUGCGACGGGACGGAUGGCGUGUCCGCCUCGAAGAGGACAUGGAGAGUCCUAAAGGAAGAAGUCUCAGUGUCAAAAUCCGCGUACAUGAUGACCUGAGGAAAACAAUAGACUAUCUCGAUACAGUCAUCGGACAUGCGCAGAACAGAAACGUCGACUGGAUCACCAUCCAUCCCCGAACACGGUACACACCCUCCACCACCCCCAUCUUCAAAGAAUCUCUUGAGAUCUUGCUAGAAAAGUACUCGGCAACUCUACCGAUCCUUCUGUCCGGGGAUAUUUUCGACCUGUCUACUCUACCUAUUCGAAACGCCAGAUCUCCCCGUGUCGACGUGUCCACCCUGACCAUCAGAGACGACGAUGAAUCCUCGCCGCUUGCUUCCCAGACCAACAAGGCCUCUGAGACUCCACUGGCGCCCACACCACCCACGCCUAGCACAACCCACCUUUCGGGAUUCAUGUCUGCGCGAGGGCUCCUCGCUAACCCAGCCCUGUACGCUGGCUACCGUUCGUGUCCAUGGGAGGCGGUCGAGACGCUCAUGUGCAGAAUGGCAAAAGCGCCACUCCCAUAUAAGCUUGCUCUCCAUCAUAUACAAGAAAUGACAGCUCCCGGCAUGGGACCCGACAAGACAGCUUUGCUGUCCAAGAAGGAGAGGGCUGAACUCAACGCUCUAGGCAAUAUGGCUGAACUGGUGGAUUUUUUGGAUCGCAAGGUGGAAGAACAUACUGGUAGAAUAGGUGGUAUGAGGAGAGACCUGUGA
This is a messenger RNA of Ustilaginoidea virens, 1209 nucleotides long. RefSeq lists its product as uncharacterized. Gene Ontology annotation, biological process: tRNA processing. The record is from RefSeq and is a predicted model, not a curated record. The coding region runs from base 1 to 1209 and encodes 402 amino acids. The transcript is spliced from 5 exons. Gene Ontology annotation, molecular function: flavin adenine dinucleotide binding; tRNA dihydrouridine synthase activity. Lineage: Eukaryota; Fungi; Ascomycota; Sordariomycetes; Hypocreales; Clavicipitaceae.